Nicotiana attenuata is the source of this 1898-nucleotide messenger RNA. Its product is annotated as histone-lysine N-methyltransferase ASHR1. The record is from RefSeq and is a predicted model, not a curated record. Gene Ontology annotation, molecular function: protein binding. Bases 47 to 1528 code for a protein of 493 amino acids. Gene Ontology annotation, cellular component: nucleus. The transcript has 14 exons. Lineage: Eukaryota; Viridiplantae; Streptophyta; Magnoliopsida; Solanales; Solanaceae.
UGCUUUUGGCUAUUCCACUCUAAACAUUGUAGAGCUCUCAAGUCUCAUGGCUCUGCAGAAGAAGAUUUCUGCUUCGUCAAUGGAAGAAUUACAGAAAACGUUGACUGAUAAGGGGCUAACAGUGUCGCCUAUGCCGGAAAAGGGUCGCUGCCUUUACACUACUCGUGAUUUCUCUCCAGGGGAAGUAAUUAUAUGGGAAGAGCCAUAUGUUUCAGUUCCAAACAAAUCAUCAGCAAAAUGUGAAUGGUGUUUCACUUCAACUAACCUUAAGAAAUGUUCUGCUUGCCAUGUUGUUUACUACUGUGGCAAUACAUGCCAGAAGUUAGAUUGGAAGUUGCAUAAGGUUGAAUGCCAGGCUUUGUCCAAGGUUGACAAGAAAAGAAUAAAAUCACUUACGCCCAGUGUAAGAUUGAUGGUCAAGCUUUAUCUGCGGAAGAAACUGCAAGAUGAGAAGGUUAUUCCAGCUACAGUAAUGGACAACUUCAAUCUAGUGGAAUCCUUGGUAUCUCAUAUGACUGAUAUUGAUGAGAAGCAACUAGUUUUGUAUGCUCAGAUGGCAAACCUUGUCAAUCUGAUUCUUCAGUGGCCUGAGAUCAGUAUAAAGGAGAUUGCAGAAAAGUUUUCUAAGCUCUCAUGUAAUGCACAUACGAUUUGUGAUGCUGAACUGAAACCCCUGGGGACAGGCCUUUAUCCGGUGGUUUCUAUAAUCAACCACAGUUGUUUGCCGAAUUCGGUUCUAAUAUUUGAAGGACGAACGGCUGUUGUCCGAGCAGUGCAGCAUAUACCCAAAGGUACUGAGGUAUUGAUAAGUUAUAUAGAAAUGGCUGGAAGCACUGCAACUCGUCAAAAGGCUCUUAGAGAACAGUAUUUUUUCUCCUGCACUUGCAUUCGUUGCAUAAAGUUGGGCCAAAGCGAUGAUAUCCAAGAAAGUGCAGUUCUGGAGGGUUAUAGAUGCAAGGAUAAGAGAUGCAGUGGUUUCCUGCUUCGCGACUCUGGUGAUAAAGGAUUCAGAUGCCAAUUGUGUGGACUCUUUAGGGACAAGGAAGAAAUAAAAAUUAUUGUUAAUGAAAUUGGAACAAUGUCAGAAAAAGCUUCGUUUUCACUUUCCAAUGGACAAAAGAAAGAUGCAAGCGUAUUGUAUAAAAUGAUUGAGAAACUUCAGCAGAAGCUGUACCAUCAAUUCUCGGUCAAUCUGAUGCGCACACGGGAGAAUCUUUUAAAGAUAUUGAUGGAGCUGCAAGAUUGGAAAGAGGCACUUAAGUACUGCAGAUUAACUAUCCCAGUUUACAAGAGAGUUUAUCCAGAGUGUCAUCCUUUGCUCGGACUGCAGUAUUACACUUGUGGAAAACUUGAAUGGUGGCUUGGUGAGACUGAGGAAGCGUACAGGUCACUAGCCAAGGCAGCAGAGAUACUGCGAAUUACUCAUGGAACAAACACUAAUUUCAUGAAGGAGCUUUUUGUGAAGUUAGAAGAAGCUCGUGCGGAGUUCUCUUACAGGAUUUCAUCCAAGGAAGAAGAGGAUGAUUGAACUGCAUCCACAGAUGCACAUAAUUUUUGUAGACGAUAUAUACAAAAUUCCGUUAUACCAGUUUGACAAAGGGUGGCCCCUCUUUCCUAAUUAUUACAGUGAAAUGUUUCUUGUGAGAUACUAAUCUCCCUUUCCUGCUGUCUGCUUUUGAUGGAAGUUGAAUUACUACUGUGAGAGAAAAUAUGCUAUCUUGGCAGGUUCUUCUAUCUUAUAUAAGACACUUGGGUAUUGAUUUUUGGAAAGGGGUGCAAAGGCAUGUUUCAUAGGAAGGUGUAAAUAGCUAAAACUAUGUAUUGUUGAUUACAUUCCGAGUUCUAUUUGGGGCCUGCAUAACAGUGCAGGAAUUCUCUAAUAUUUUAUCUUUCGAGUA